Messenger RNA from Oppia nitens, 1011 nucleotides. RefSeq names its product transmembrane protein 223-like. NCBI's taxonomy places the organism in Eukaryota, Metazoa, Arthropoda, Arachnida, Sarcoptiformes, Oppiidae. Gene Ontology annotation, cellular component: mitochondrion. The record is from RefSeq and is a predicted model, not a curated record. The coding region runs from base 112 to 1011 and encodes 299 amino acids. The transcript has a single exon. Gene Ontology annotation, biological process: nervous system development.
UAAAAAUAAUUACCGAUUAAUUGAUUGAUUGGCCACUGUAUGCGGUCACUGACCAAACCGACAGUGUGUCCAUUGAUUUAUAAAUAAUUAAUUUCAAGACAUUUGCAAAAAAUGCAUUAUUUAUGGCAAAUAUAUUGCUAUUGUCCGCGCGUUAGCGCACAACACGUGUUGUCCCGAUGCGUGACAACGAUCCCGAUCGCUGGCCAUUACCGCGGCGGACAAUUGAUGACCGUCGCUGGACAACAGUGGCGACUAUUGGCCACAUCGAAUAAUCCCCGAAAAGAUGUGGUGGUCGACCCGCAAGUCAAGAAAAUUAAGUCACAUCUGAUGAUGAAAGCGACCAAAUCGGCCGGCAAUAGUCAAGACCCGGACGCGGCCACAGCUGCCGCCGAUGGCCAACAACAACAACAACUCAAAGCAACCCUAUUGUAUAGCAACGAACGUAGCCGACACUAUCGGCUAUUGUUUUGCCUGAAUAUAUUGCAAUACGCUUUCUGGCUAUAUCUGGCCAAUCAAGGACUCGUACUAAUUGUUAAGCAACCGAAAACCAAAUCGGCCGACGAUUUCCAACAGGAACUCAUGACUACCGGUACCGCCGGCCCGGACAGUGACCUCAACGAACGAUUAUUCGGUAAAUGGCGUCUACUGUGGCGCGAAAACUCCACACAACUAUCCGUAUCCAUGGGAUUGUUUGCCGUCAGUCAACUGUUUGCUGCCGUACUCGUACUCUACGCUAUGCGAUCGGUACGCUAUGUUAUACUGGCACCGGGCGGCCAGUAUGUCCGAUUUACAACGUUUUCGGUAACCGGUGCCCAGAACAGGUAUCGCCACUACGAUGUUCCCGUUGGCGAUAUAUCGACACAACAAACCCGCGACGUCGUGGCCAACAAUAUAAUACCCGUGAAAUUGAAGGGCCGUUUCGCUUAUUUUCUAAUCGAUACGAAAAAAGGACGGUUUCAUAGACCGCAACUGUUUGACCAAAUUGUCGGUGUUUUUCGUAUACUUAAGUAA